UGAGUUUGACAAUUAAUUAUUUGUUUUUUAUGAGAUAAGUAAAUGUUGUUAUCAAAAGGAAAAUAGUGUUUAAUUUUAAGUAUUAGUUAUUAAUGGAACGAGAAUGGCUAGUGAACCUCUAAUUGUUGAAGCAAUCUUCUCAUUUAAGGGGAACAAUAAUGAUGAGUUGUGCUUUAAAAAGGGUGACAUCAUCACCGUCACCCAACAAGAGGAUGGGGGAUGGUGGGAAGGUACCUUGGACGAAAAAACGGGCUGGUUCCCCAGUAACUACGUGAAAGAGUGCACAGAUGUACCCAAGCCGCAAAUUGCACAACAAAGCCAAUACAAGGGUGUUGUAUUGAAUGAUCUCAUCGAUUCAGAAAAGGCACACGUCACAGAACUGGAAGGAUUGGUCACCAAUUUUCUACAACCACUUGAAAAGAGCACAAUAUUAACAUCAGACGAAUAUAAGCAGUUAACUGGUAACAUUGAGGAGGUCCUCGACGCCCACCAAACCCUCCUAGGACUUAUAGAAGUGGAAUCUAGCAAGCCCUCUAACGAACAGAGGGUUGGUAAGCUGUUCCUCAACUGGGCCCCCAAAAUUAAGAAGAUACAUCAGACUUAUUGCUCACUUCAUCCUAGGGCGGUAUUAAUUUUGGACAAGUUCAAGGAUGAAUUGGCUAAGUACAUGGAGUCGAAAGGGGCGGCCAGUCCCGGAGUGUUGGUUUUGACCACAAUGUUGAGCAAACCGUUUAGAAGACUGGAAAAGUACUCUGGUAUGUUACAGGAGCUGGAGAGGCACGUCGAAGAGUCUCAUCCAGAUCGAGGAGACACACAGAGAUCGGUCGCCGUUUACAACGAAAUAGCGACAAAAUGCUCGGCUAUAAGACGCCAGAAAGAACUAGAACUACAAGUAUUGACUGGUCAAAUUAGAGGUUGGGAAGGCCAAGCUUUGACAACUCUAGGUGAUAUCAUUUAUAUGGGAUCAGUGGCUGUCGGUCCCCAACACCACGACAGAUACUUCGUACUGUUUCCCACGACUUUGCUCAUACUUUCCGUUAGUCACAGGCUCAGCGGAUUUAUAUACGAGGGAAAAUUGUCGUUGCCUCCCUUGACUGUAACACGAUUGGAGGACACGGCCCAAUAUAAAAAUGCCUUUGAAAUAAGCGGUCCCAUGAUCGACAAGAAAGUUGCCGUGUGUCAGAGUAAAGAAGAGGCUGACCGUUGGGUGGAACUGUUCAAGAAGAACCAGCCACGUAGUUCAACCGCAAGUUUAAACCAAAAGGCUUCCCCGACACAAGUGCAAUAUGUUCCUCAACCACCCAAUCCCCAUCUAAACCUGCGAGGGUAUUCGAAUCGUUCGUCCGUAGUUAGUUACAAAACUGAGUUAAACUACAAGCCGACAUAUCCUCCGGAACAUUAUCCACCAGCUGCACCCUACGCAGGUCUCACCAAAUAUCUGCACAAAAAGGUGAAGGAUAAAGCUAUAACCGACAAACUGUUGCGACAAUUAUUGUACAGCGAGUAUCUGAAUAAGAUGAACUUGAAUCUGGUUAAAAUUAGGCACCAUAAGAGUGAAAUUGUGAUAAUGACUAGGGAUUCGCAUUGUAGAGAUAGCAUAAUUAAUUGUGAUAGUGAGUCAGACAGUGAUUCGGACGACAGCGACGACGGCAACAUUAAGCGUCAGAACGCAAUGGAUGACUCAGAUUCCGGUAGUUCGGGAAGUUCCAGCAAUCCUUUCGGUUACAUUCGUUAUUAUAACCCACAAACCGGUUCAGAAAGGGAGGAGAACUUGAGGUACGAAAGCUUCAUAGAUUAUGGUGAACCAGUUGCCAAUACUAGUGGUGUUUUGGUUGUGCUGGAAGAUGAGCCUAAAAAGAAGAGUGUUGUAAUGACGUCAACUGCUACGGUGCAGUUGGUGAAGCAAAACUCGGAAACAUCUGAGGCCAGCUCUUGUUUUGCUUCCAAGCCUAAUUUGGCCUGCAUAGAUAUACCGAAUUUGGAUGACAACACUCAAAUGAACGAAAGUUUGACGGUGCCUCAAAAUUACGUGCCCAGUACCAGGCAGAGUUGCCCUACCAAGUUUGUGGGCAAUAAGUUUAACCAAAGUAGUUUGACAACAAUUUAUAUACCUUCUUGGUCUAACAGUGAUAACAACAUCUCAUGUCAGACAAAGCCAGAAUUGAGCGAGCACAGAGAGUCCAGCAGUACUACAACACAUUCUAGCAGCUUAGAACUGCCCGUAAAUACAGUUCCUCUGCCGGACAACAUGGUUGCUGAAUUGCUGUACAAUUUUGACGGUCAUGACUUCUUGAAAUCCGACUCCCAGGAUAGUGAUGUGACUGAAGUGUCAUCCACCACUGUUAUAAAACCACCGAAGAUGUUUUCCAAUGCGAAAAAGGACGGAACAUCCCAGACAAUAAGUUUAGAUUUAAAAAACGUAGGAUUCCGCAAGCACAGUAUUAAUUCGGACAAGCCCAAGCGGCGUUCGAGUAUCCAAAUUAACCCAGAAGAUCUCAGUAAAGACAACAGUAACAAUAAAAAAAGUGAUAUAAGACGUUGCGUGAGCUCUCAAUUCCUUAAAAUGUCCGACCCGACGGCCAGGCAAUCGUAUUGCAGGUGUUGCAUGGAAGCAUGUCAUAGUCCCCGUUCCUCCGACUCCGGUAUGGCGGGCAGUUGCACCCUAAACUCCCCCGACUUGGCCAACGCCGCCGAACUGUCCUCGAUGCAGGAACGCUGCAGCAUGGACAUGUCCCACUUGUUCCAAAAGUACAACGAUCUAACCCAAUUCGGCGGCGACAGCAGCAGGAACGUGAUCUCGUUGAGCGAGAUCGAAGCCAGGGACUUCGAGUCGCAGUGUCCGUGCACGUCGCCGUUCGGCUCGACGCCCCGCACCUCCUGCCAGCCGUACACGUCCGAAAACAUUCUGACCGGAUCUCACGAGAGCCUGCGCACGUCCGUCACCUCCAGUAUUGACAUACAACCCCGCAUCCAUUCCACUGAAAUCAAGCUCGAUCCCCGCCCUAAUCCCAAGUGCAUUGAGGAGUGGGAGGCCAAGCCGGCGGACGGUUCCGCGGCGGUUUCGCAGGAUGUCGACGAACUGGUGGCGGUGGAGGAGGAGACCCCGGUAUACCGGUCGGGACUAUACGCCCAUUGGUGGCUGAAAGCCAAAAUUCCCAGCAGCGUGUUGAGGGGCAUUUACGAGGGCACGCGGUCACCCACUACAGAUGUCUCCACAACAAGCGGCACCAGGCGCGACGGUGACGGGCGUCCCGAUGGUGGGGGCGCCGGCCCGACCGACGGCGGCCGUUGUUAGUCCGUCGCCGGUGCCGCCGCCGCACGGCGUCACCACCCCGAAAGGCUGGUCGGCGGCGUCCCUUCGUCCGUCACCACCGCUCCGACCCACCCUGGGACUGUCGACGACGGGCGUCCAUCUGGAGCCGUACGUGCGCUACGGCGGCAAAC
Molecule: messenger RNA, 3444 nt
Organism: Aethina tumida (small hive beetle)
Lineage: Eukaryota; Metazoa; Arthropoda; Insecta; Coleoptera; Nitidulidae
Gene: RtGEF
Exons: 10
Coding region: 104-3295 (1063 amino acids)
Molecular function (GO): guanyl-nucleotide exchange factor activity; protein binding
Source: RefSeq, a predicted model, not a curated record